AUGGAUGAUGACUCUAAAGAGUAUAGAAGAAAUAAGCCACAGCAAAAGUUUUACAAACCAGGUAGUGGGCCGUUAAGACGCUCGAGUUAUGGUUCAGAUGCAAAAAUGGAUCAAUACGGCCCUCAAAAUUCCGUCAAUGAUGAUGUUUUGAAUCAGAAAAGUAAAGAUUAUUCAAUGACAAAUACCCGCCACAAAAAGCCAGAGCAGCAACUAUACGUGCCUAGGUCAGGUGAUACAUGUUUAGAUGAUAGACAGUCUAAACACAAGAGGAGUGAUAAUUCUAGUCAGUACAACAAUAAAAAAAUGUUCAAUAGAUCGGAGAAACAUGGUUAUGGAACUGGAUCAGGAUCAUAUUCCAGAGGUGCUUCAAGAAGAGAUAGACCACUUGCAGAUAACCAUUACAAAGAUAACGUAAGAAGUAACGACCUUAAUUAUAAUAGGCAAUCUAGGCAAGUAUCUGAAACAAGAUCUAUGUCACCCACUCAUUGCACACAACAGAAGAGUAAUACAGACCGAAACCGUGAUAGUAGAAGUAUGGAAACUUCUGCAGGCAGACAUAUGUCAGGUGGUGGUGGAAAACCACCCUCUGGUAGACGAAACUCAGCAGGAUAUUCUUCAGAUUCAUCAAGAUCUAAGUAUUCAAAUUUAGACAAUGUCCCUCCAAGGUUUCGAAAGAAUAUUUUAGAACAAUCUGGGCGCUCUUUUGAUAGUAUUGAUAAAAUUAAUAGAGACAGACAUGCUUCAAAUCCAUCUAUUCCUCCUAGUUAUAAUCAAGGUCAAUUUUCCAAUUCCAAUUUGACUUGGUCACAAACACUGCCAUCAAGAGGGAGAGGAAGACUCAGAGACAAUGAGAGCUUUGAUAGAGAAAAGUUUAUAAAUUCAUACUUGAAGAAUUAUGAUGUGCAUAAUUCCAGGGGAUCAACUCCUAGUAGUUCCUACAUGAAUUUGUAUGAACCAAAUGUAUUAGAUAAUCAAAAUGAAAAGAAUGUGGCAUUGUCUAGCAGUAUUGAUAACCAAGCUGAAUAUAAUGACAAUUCUAUUAAAAAUGGAAUAAAUGAUGAGAAUAGUGAUGUAUCAUUCAAUCAUAGUGAGAGCAAACAAGAGUCUGAUAGUCAACAUGACAAUGAAACUAUAUCUCAGAUUACAUCUAGUCUUUUAGAUAUGACUUAUUUGGACUGGACUGAAGAAGUUGAGAAAAAUAUUAAAUUUGAUGACAUGGGUUCAACUUCAACUAGCUUUUCAAAAAAUAUACAAUCAUCAGAAUUACAAGAAAAUAAAUCAUCUGAGCCUCGAGAUUCUAAAAGAAGCACUAGACCCCGGCGUAAGGAUCGAAGGAGUUCAAGCAGAGGCCAUAGAAAUUCUGAAAAGAAAUCUGAGAGAAAUAGAAAAGAUAGUAAUAAUAGUGUUCAACAUGAAUUAGAUAAAAAUCGAAAAGAUAGCAAUACAAGUGUUCAACAUGAAACAAUAUUGUCAAACCUGAAACAAAGAGAAAGAGAGAGACGAGACAGUCACAAAAGCAAUCGCUCCUCAACCAUUGGUAACAGUAGAGAUGAUCUGGAUCGGUGGCGUUCUUUACGUUCUUAUAGCAGAGAACAUAGCUCAGAAAGGAGGAUAGUUUCGCAAUGUAAUAGCAGAGAUACAUCUACUGUUCGUGCAGUCAGUCCAAGGGAUAAUGAAGGUUUUCGUAUUCCAACAUCUAAGUCAGCAGUUUGGUCCUCAGGCAACCAGAAGAACGGUUCUUGGGCGAGCGGUCGUACUCCAAGCACAGAGCGCGGGCGUCAAUCGCCUAUGAUGAACAAUAUGGUUAAAGACGGUGGUGGUGACGGGCCGGCUGGUGGUGGUCGUCGUAAUCGCAAACGCACAAGUCGCCGCCGUGCAAUCAAGCAAUCCGACGGCGCUCAAAAUAACCAUCCCUCUCAUUCGACACAUGCUGCUCAUCAUGUGCCAGGUCUUGCUUCAUCUACUUCUACGUCGACCAACUGGCGGGAAGAAAUCCUCGAAUCUAAAAAACAGGCUACGCAUGACAGACAAUCGGAUGGACAUUCACAGAGGAAUAUAUUAAACGCUAUGUCAGAGAAAUCUAUAUCAGAGAAUGCUUCACAUCCUGGUUUGAUCGUACUCCCUCAAAGUUCUAUCAAUCAUAUACACAAAGAUCAUGGGCGUGUUGGGACCUCAGAAAAUCAAAAAUUACUAUAUGAUCAUCAAAACCCAUCUAAACCGAUAAUAGUGCAAACUGGUUCCAAUAAAGGAGAUGUAAGAAUGGAUGGAUGCGUGAGGGACUCGGGCCGGUUUAUGGGCGCAGGGGGCGGCGGCGGCGGCGGCGGCGGCGGCGGCGGCCUGCAGUACGAGGCCGGGGAGGCGGCGCGGGCGGCGCGCCACCGCACGCUACUGCAGAAAGUGGAUCGCGCCGACGCCGUCCUACAGACACACGCUCUACGAGGUCCCCUGGCGCUCGCCGCGCAUUGGAACGACGUCGCUGACACCAGGUCAUUCUUGCAGAAUACCCUACAUCAGCUUCUUAUGUCAGAUCUAAAAUAUUGCCAGUCUGAUAAUAUAGAACACCACUUUUGGAAGAUUUUGUACUAUAACUUUAUAGAAGUAUUAAGAAAGAGUUUUUCCCAAGUGUCGCCCGAUGAUAAGUCCAAAAUAGUCCAUUUAAUAAACAUCAUCAUUGAGGAGGGUAAUAUUUUCUUCGAAAAUCUUGUCCAGAUGUUAGAAAAAACUUAUAAGUUUAAUAUUGAAGAGUAUAUAAACGAUAAUCAUUUAUUGCCGCCCAAAGGACUCGGCUACGUGGGUCUAGCCUUGAUCUCCGUUCAGAAGCUAUAUAUAUUUCUUGGAGACUUAGCUAGGUACAAGGAACAAGUGAAUGAAACUAAUAAUUAUGCAAAAAGUAAAUUUUGGUACACAAAAGCUCAACAGAUAAAUCCUAAAAAUGGACGGCCUUAUAACCAAUUAGCUAUUUUAGCAGUAUAUGCGAGACGAAAAUUGGAUGCUGUGUAUUACUACAUGAGAAGUUUAAUGUCAUCAAAUCCAUUUAGUUCAGCAAGAGAAAGUUUAAUAUCCCUAUUUGACGAAAACAGAAAAAAGUACGAAGCGGCAGAGCGUAAACGAAGAGUGGCUUUAGAGAACUCUCGCAGUGCCGAAAACGGCAGCGGGAAUGGGGUGAACGGCGUCCCGGGCGGACUGCGGCGCGAGGUGUGGGUGCGGCCCAGCGGACACCGCACCACCACGCUGCGCCACCACGCGCCCGACGACCGCCUCGCUACUAUGACCUCCGUCGAGUUGAAUAAAAACUUCAUUACUAGUUAUUUGCACGUGCACGGAAAACUCUUCACAAAAAUUGGCAUGGAAACUUUCCACGAAAGUGCCAGUGAGAUGUUACGUCAGUUUCGCGCGCUGUUGCAUCGGCAGCCACUACCAACUCCAGCUGCCCGUCUCCUACAACUCACCGCACUCAAUAUGUAUGCCGUUGAAACUACUACUUCCUCACUAAAAGACGGAAGCAACAGCGGCAAACGAUCAGCGUGGCUUGAUUGUGCAUUGGGAGUGUCGCUGCUGAUGUUCGGCGCGUUGCUCGAAAGAUGUUGCGCGCUGCUUCCCGAGCCUGCACAUACGCAACACCACACCGACGCACUGUUGCUGCUGCCUGCUAUCAAGGUGUGGUCCGACUGGAUGCUAUGUCAUAGCAGUAUAUGGAAUCCACCACCAGAAUUGAAUAAUUUCGAAAUGGAAAGCGAGAACGAUCCAUGGGAUUGGCUUGCGAAGCUUAUGAAUAUCCUUGAAGCUCUUGAUGACAAGUCAAUAGAAUUGGAAAACGAAGUAGUUGAAGGUUACGUAUCGAUCCGUCUCGCGGAAGACGCGUCGCUGGGCGGAUUCACACCGCUGAUGUACAUGGAGCCAGCUAUAGCGUGGGUGCGACAUGAGCCAGCCGUGCAACAGCACGCUGCCGAGCAUGCGUUGCGACUUAGAAAAUUGCUGUUCUUUGGUACCGAGUAUCUAGUGGGAGUAGAGCCGCCCGUCUUGCGGCUGGAGUAUCCAACCAGCGCUCCUCCGCGAUAUGUCAGCGCUGUGCAGCGAGCGCAACCUCUUAAUCCGCCCCUGCAACAUUUGUCGGAAGACUCUGAAGAAGAGGACAGUGUUAGUGCAGCGCCGAGCGAGUCAACCUCUCUCACUGACGGACUCGAAGGCCCGGAAGGCGCGGACGAGACCACUCUCAGACUGUUACGCCGUAAAGAGCAACUGGAGUCUAGAAAAGCUACUCUCGACAGGCGCCGGGAACGUAUGCAGGAAAUAUUGGGCGGCGGUGGAGUGAGCGUGGAAGUGGAAGUACGACCACGGUGGUUGGUUCCUGAUACCAACUGUUUCAUCGACCAUCUGCCGCUACUACAGUCUAUUACGGAGGCAUCCACACAGCCAUAUACUCUGGCCGUACCCCUUGUUGUGAUGACGGAGCUAGAGGGUUUGAAGAAGUGUUCGCGCGUGGGAGAGCGGGCGAGUGCGGCGUUGGCAUGGGUAUGCGCGGGCGGUACGGGGGGUGCGGGGGGUGCGGUACGACUGGCCACUUCCCUCGGCAACUUACUCUCUUCUCGUGCAUUCACCGCUGAAAGGGACCAUUCCCGAGCAACAAACGAUGACCGUGUUCUGGCCACUGCUGUUAAUUUGCACACCAAUCUCGCCACGGAAACUGAUACACGAGUUGAUGACGGAAGUGAGUCAAAAUUCGUAAAGCGUGUACGCGAAGUGGUACUACUGACCGAUGACCGCAACCUCCGCGUGAAGGCGCUGGCGGCGGAACUACCGGCACGCGAUUUGCCCUCCUUCAUACAAUGGGCUAGUCUGACUAAUACCGAUGCUGAUACGGCUUCAUCGGUGGCGUCCGGCGACAAAAGCAAUGCAAAUAAUUGAUCCACUGACGAUUACAGUCAUCUGGAAUCGUCCGAUAAUUUUUCAGCUAUUUUAAUGUUAACACGACAUGCAAUGUGACUUAAUUUUUUGGGAGAGAUUAGUGCUUAAAUGAUAUCUGUUUGUAUUCGACUGCCGGCCAUGCAAGCUGGCAACACGAGAAUGCGCGUAUAAUUCUAGUAUAGGAAUUGACUAGAUUAAGUAAAACUUUAAUACACCAAUAAACAGUCUAAAUAAUAUUAAAGUAAAUUUUGUGAAACGCUUAAGGAUCUAGCUUUAUUUUCUUGAGUAAAUUCUUUUUUAUUAUUUUUCUUAAUUUUUGUUUUUAUGCUACUAGAUGAAUCGUACAUUUAAUGUUAGUGAACUAUUUUUAUUUACUUAUUUUGUAACAUAUUAUGUAUAUUUUUUAUUAUUUUGUAGGUAGGUAAUAGUAACAGAAUAUCGUGAAUAAACUGUUACUUUUUGACAUGAAGUACAGUUGUAUGGUAACUAUUUCCUAAAUUAAUUAAAUAGCUUAAUGACACAGAAUCAUUAAAUAAGGACAAAACAGCAUUAUAAUAAAAUAAAGUGUAUCAUCAUAUAUAUAUCAGUAAUUUAUAUUGUACUGGAAUUAAAUAACUAUCUAAUGAAUAUUAGACGCGUAGUUUUGAUAGCAAUUAUAGUUUAUCGGUGAAUUUGCAUGAACCCAGUAAAGUUUUUCGUGCCAUCGGUGCCAUUGGCAUGUUUAAUAAAUUUAAAAUUACUCGGUGUGAAUUGAAUGCUAUCUUUUAUUAAUAUAAUAAUGUUUUGAUAACUCUGAGAUUUAUGAAUUGGCUAUUUAGUGAUUGUAUUCACAACUCUUUUCGUAAGUUGAGAAAUCACAUCUUGUUAAUUGUCACAUUUCAAAAUUGUGUUAACUUGUUAGAUACAAACAAGGUCAUUUCAUGUUUUGAUACGAGUUUAUAUAGAAUUUAUCUAAACAAUUAUACGAAUUGCGUAUUUUAACUUAGAUUAUACAAAUGCUUCUAAUAAUGGAAAUAAAUUGCCAUUAUUUUUGAAUAUUUGUUAAAAUGAUUAGUUUAAUGGAGUAGCAUAUUUAUAUUUGCAGUACAAACUUAGACUUCAUAUUCAAUAGACAAAUAAUACAUAGUGUUGAAUUUAGAGCUGAUUGGUAUACACGGACAGCUUAACAAACUUUUUAUUAUAUACAUAAUCGAUCUGAUGAUAUAAAUAAGAAUAUAUUUACAGGGUUAAUCGUAAAGCAUAUACGAAGCCGAAACUUUAUUGUAAUGUUCCUGAAACUAAAUAACUUUCCCCAAAGAACAAAGCGUAAUCUCGGAAAUUAAGUUUGAAUAUUUCUUACUAAAUAUUUUUUAUUUUGUAUGAAGUGUCCAAACUUUAUCACAUUUUAAUUUUAAUUUUGGUGAAAGUAAUUAAGUUUUAAGAAUACUAUCACUAACAUUCAAAUUGGUAUACGGCUGACCUUGUAUAUUAAAUUGAUAUAUAUAUACAUAUAUAUGAUAAGAUCUAUAAUUUUACACAUCUACACAUUAUUUUGCGUUAUAGAUAAAAGUAAAAAAAAUAUAUAAAACAGAAUAUAAUAAAUAUUGACUACUAUAUAGUGAUAAAUAUUUUAAAAUGUUCAUUUUUAAUUUUUGAAACAAAUCAUGCUGUUACUUUUGUCUUAAUCAU
Achroia grisella is the source of this 6573-nucleotide messenger RNA. RefSeq lists its product as uncharacterized. Gene Ontology annotation, molecular function: telomerase RNA binding; protein binding; telomeric repeat DNA binding. Gene Ontology annotation, biological process: nuclear-transcribed mRNA catabolic process, nonsense-mediated decay. The record is from RefSeq and is a predicted model, not a curated record. Gene Ontology annotation, cellular component: telomerase holoenzyme complex. The transcript is spliced from 24 exons. NCBI's taxonomy places the organism in Eukaryota, Metazoa, Arthropoda, Insecta, Lepidoptera, Pyralidae. The coding region runs from base 1 to 4905 and encodes 1634 amino acids.